Molecule: messenger RNA, 1461 nt
Organism: Funneliformis geosporum
Lineage: Eukaryota; Fungi; Glomeromycota; Glomeromycetes; Glomerales; Glomeraceae
Source: the annotation of a GenBank genome assembly
AUGCGUUCCAGUAACGUCUUUUAUGUUUUAGUAUUGAUUCUUUCAUUUAUAAAGAAAUCUUAUCCAAUGCUAAAGUUAUAUAAUAAAUAUGAUGAAGAAUUCGCUUCUUUUCGUAAUGUUGAUUUGCCUGUUACCAACUCUUAUACGCAAGUGACGGGAAAUUUAUUUAUCGCUUCAUUUCAAAAUAAUCAAAUGAAACAAGAUCCAUGCAUAAUACGAGAAAUACCGAAUGAGGUUGAUAUAUUGGUCAUUCCGUUCCUACAAGCGCUCAAUUUGGGAUGCAAGAGUUAUGCAAACAUUUUACAAAGUAAUUCUUGGACCAACACAUCAAAUUCGAUCUCAAAUUACGAUGAAGCUGAUAAUAAGGAUUCGAGUCCGAUAAUAGGUCAAACAACAGAUACCGCCACUAUAAUUCCACCAACUUUAAACGAUACUACAUCCGUUACCAAUGAUCAAGAACAACAUCAAAUUUCGCCUUCCUCCAUCCCAACCAUUUCAAAUUCUAAUGCAUAUUCAAACGAUGAAAUUCAGAAAAGUGAAUUAGUCAAUAAUACACCUAAAUUAGUCAUCUUUUCUUCUUCCCAUAAUGGAAUCCCCGGAAUAAAAGAACAAUAUAAAGGAGAUAUUAAAAUUCUAAGAACUGCGACUCUUAUUAUAACAUUAAUAAAUUGUGAUGAUAUUGAUGAUUUAAUAAAAAUUGCAAAUGAAGUUACUUACGUAAAGGUGACAGCAAAUGAAGGUCCAUGGAUAGAAUUUAUGAAAAGUUCAUUCGUUCUCCUUGAAUUAGAUCCCGGUGAUAUUUAUCAAGAUAAACUUGAAAUAAAUACAAAAGUAAUUUUUUAUUGUCUAAAAAGAUAUUUGGUUGAAGGGUCGUACACAAUAUUGUACAUGUCAUGGGUAAUCGUAGCGGGGAACAUUUGUAAAGAAAAGAUGUAUAAACCAUUACUAUUCAUUGAAACCUCUAAACUCUUUAAAGCUGUCCCACCAAUAUCGGUCUCGACUUUUACAUUAUGUUUUAUAUUACGCCUAGUUUAUAAGGAUAAGUCAAUGUUACCUUCUAUAAUUAUAUUGCUGAAAGUUUUAUUUAUUAUUGAAUCAAUCGCCUUGGGAUUAAUUGGAUUAGGAUUCCUCGUGUUUGGAAUCCUAAUAAUUUUUGCAUUGAGAAGGAUACGGUCGAUACAAAUAAAGAUUUUGUUAAUGACAUUCUUCAUCGUAUUCUCGAUUGCUAUCUAUAUCAGAAGCAACAAUUUGGAAUUUCUGGUAAUAACUGUUAAGAAUUUUCAAGUUGAUCAGUUCGCUUGUAGUAUUAUAUCAAUAUUUACCUGCAUCAUAAUGAUUUUUACUCUUGAGGAUAACUACAUUGGACGUUAUUUACCAUCAAACGUUGAAGUUCAUCAGGAUGUAACCGAAAUGAAUAUUAUAGAGGAAGGAUCGGAUCAAGAUAGAAUAAUAGAUAAUUAA